Molecule: messenger RNA, 444 nt
Organism: Ilex paraguariensis (yerba mate)
Lineage: Eukaryota; Viridiplantae; Streptophyta; Magnoliopsida; Aquifoliales; Aquifoliaceae
Source: the annotation of a GenBank genome assembly
AUGGCACCGAAGGCAGAGAAGAAGCCAGCGGAGAAGAAGCCCGCGGCGGAGAAGGCACCGGCGGCGGAGAAAGCUCCGGCGGAGAAGGCCCCAAAGGCCGGUAAAAAGCUACCGAAAGAGUCGUCGUCGUCGGCGGCGGAUAAGAAGAAGAAGAGAUCGAAGAAGUCGGUGGAGACCUACAAGAUCUACAUCUUCAAGGUCCUGAAACAGGUCCACCCAGACAUCGGAAUUUCAAGCAAGGCCAUGGGGAUCAUGAACAGUUUCAUCAACGACAUCUUCGAGAAGCUCGCUCAGGAGUCUUCGAGGCUCGCUAGGUACAACAAGAAGCCUACGAUUACGUCUCGGGAGAUUCAGACUGCUGUGAGGCUUGUGCUUCCUGGUGAAUUGGCUAAGCAUGCUGUUUCUGAAGGGACUAAGGCCGUUACCAAGUUCACCAGUUCUUGA